This is a messenger RNA of Suillus fuscotomentosus, 354 nucleotides long. RefSeq lists its product as uncharacterized. The coding region runs from base 1 to 354 and encodes 117 amino acids. Gene Ontology annotation, molecular function: metal ion binding. The record is from RefSeq and is a predicted model, not a curated record. Lineage: Eukaryota; Fungi; Basidiomycota; Agaricomycetes; Boletales; Suillaceae. The transcript has 4 exons.
AUGGUCGAAUUACCGGUCUACGUUGGUUCAGUCUCUGCCGAAGAAUUGGAUAACUUCGAUGAGAAGCUUGUCGCAAGUUCCAAACGGAUCGCGUCUGAUGCUCGCAACGGGGACAUCCUGCGCCAGCACAUCAUUGACUGCCCUUACAUUACCGUCGUUGGCAAACCUUUUGCAACUCUGGCAGAGAAGCUCGAAAAACAUGAAAAAGCUCGCCUUGCUGCUCGGUGGGAGGCGCUCGGUGCAGAUGGUCUUGCCAAUGCAGAGCGGGAGUUGGAAGCUGCAAAACUGAACAGCAUCUCCUGGAUACCUGUCCGGCGCGUUCAAGAGCCUGAUGACACCCCUCUCGUUGUUUGA